Biomphalaria glabrata is the source of this 1025-nucleotide messenger RNA. RefSeq lists its product as uncharacterized. Gene Ontology annotation, cellular component: mitochondrion. Gene Ontology annotation, biological process: intrinsic apoptotic signaling pathway in response to oxidative stress; neuron apoptotic process. The transcript has 5 exons. The record is from RefSeq and is a predicted model, not a curated record. Lineage: Eukaryota; Metazoa; Mollusca; Gastropoda; Planorbidae. Bases 32 to 979 code for a protein of 315 amino acids.
ACGACCAAUAAAAAAAGCAUCAACAACAAACAUGGCAACUCUGCCAUGCCGAAAACGAAUUAGUAAUGCAAUUAGAUCUAUUUCCAAUAUUUAUGGAUCUAAUCAUUCUAAUGCAUUGUGUAGGACUCUCUUCUCUAAAUUUAAAAUACCACUGUGUAGCAGAUUAAGUUCUAAUUGUCGAACUUCUAAACUGAAGCAGUUGUUCGGAGAUUUAUUUUUGUUAUCAUUGGCAGGAGUUAAAACAGUUCAGAAUCAGGAGAAUCAGACUCAGACUCAGACUGUCACUGAGAAAGAGGUGCUUUCACAAACAGAGAAUGGUAUUCAAAUUGAACAAAAUCGAAAUGUAACAAACAAACAAACUGGUGAUAACUUAUCUUUCAUUGGUGCUUCUUCAAGGUUCAAAGUUACCAAGGAUUUUGAAGCCAAUGAUCCCCAACUUAGCAGUUCACAGUGUUUGAAAAAUGCAGUUGGUCUUGCAGUUGAUGCAACCUCUGCUGUCUUGUCCCAGACUUUGUAUCAAAUAAUAGAUGCUGAACAAGAGUAUCUGCAAUUAGUCAGUGUAUUGGUCACACUUUUGGAAUACCAGAUUCAAGUGUUAGGUCAUGAGAUAGAAGAACAGAAAAUGUCUGAUCUCGUUGUAGAGGCCCGAAGUGAAAUGAAUCAAGCCCAUGAAAGGAAACAGGAGCUUGACAUACUGUUUUCAUCUGUAGAGAAAUUGGCUGAGGCCACAAGUGAAGUAGCUUUUGCUGCAGGAGCAGAUUACGCCUCCGUAAGUUCCAGUGAAAGACUCCGCAGUGCCUUGAUGGAGAAAAAGCGUCUACAGCAGCAGUCUGAGGCAGCUGAACACAAACUGCAUUUAAUGCAAGCUACUGUCAUUGAAAAAACAAUGAAGCAGCAGGAAAGUUUAAAACGUAAAAAGAAAGCAAAUCAAACAGCGGUUUCAGAUCUUAACCAACUGAACCAGAUAAAUGAAACAUAAUAUCAUAUCAAUUUGUUUUUCUGUUUAAAUAAAAAAUAUAACAAUA